Molecule: messenger RNA, 1171 nt
Organism: Salmo salar (Atlantic salmon)
Lineage: Eukaryota; Metazoa; Chordata; Actinopteri; Salmoniformes; Salmonidae
Product: transcription factor HES-5
Biological process (GO): regulation of DNA-templated transcription
Molecular function (GO): DNA binding; protein dimerization activity
Source: RefSeq, a predicted model, not a curated record
GAGUAUAAAUAGGAGGGAGAACCAGAGGGAAGACAGCACAUAUCCAAUUGGCUCUUUACUGAGACUUCAGCUCAACAGAACUACUACUGCCACAGCCAUGGCACCAUCAAUGAUUAGACAGAUUACCUACUCUAAGCAGCACCUCUCACUUACUAAGGUAAGGAAGCCAGCUGUGGAGAAGAUGCGCAGGGAUCGCAUCAACACCAGCAUCGAGCAGCUCAAGUCCCUCCUGGGUCCCGAGUUCCUCCUGCAGCAGCCUGACUCCAAGCAGGAGAAGGCUGACAUCUUGGAGAUGACCGUCUAUUUCCUGAGCCAACAGCAGCAGGCAGGAAGUUCCUCCACCGUGGCAGCCAAUGGGGGCUACUCUCACUGUGUGCAGGAGGCUGUCAGCUUCUUGUCGCAGUGUGAGGUGAAGACACAGUCCCACAGCAGGCUGCUGAGCCACUUCCACAGCCUGCAGACAUCCAGCCAACACAGCCAGGCUCCCAGGUCCCUCUCUCCGCUGGGCUCCCCAGUCCACCAGGCCACCACCAAGGGUGUGAUGAGACCCAUCUCCCAUCCGCUCUGGAGGCCCUGGUAUAGCAACACUUCAGACCUUUUCAUGUCAGACAAACGGAAUUAGACAGGCCAGUCUAUAUUUUGACAGGCAUGGACAGUGGUGACGGAGGUCUACUUCUUCUGUGUUUGGCAAGAGAUGCUAUGUCAUUAGUCUUCAUCCAGAUGAAGAAAGGGCAUGUUUCGCCAUUUCUAACCCAUAUUGAGUUGCUACUGUUUGUGUCUGUGACCACCUGUUUCUUAGAAUUUGUCAAACUCUUUACAAUGAAUUGUCACUGAAUGAUAAAAUGUAUCAAUUUGAUGAUGUAGCUAUAUUAUUACACAAAUGGAUCCAAUGGAUCUACACUAAAUGUAAAUCAUGUUAUGAUUAUGUAAAAUCAAUGUCAUUGAUAAUACAGUAUUCAAUGUUCAAAGAAUAUGUUAUAAAGUUAAUUGUAACUUUAAAGAUACACCUUUCCUAAAGAGAUUUUGUGUAUUCCACAAAAGGUUUGGUAAAGAAAAAAGCUUUUCUGUGAAAAGUUUGUUUGCCUUUAUUGGUUUAAAUGACACGCCAUUUGGAGUGACAUGCCAUCAAGUGUUUGAAAAUAAAUGAAAACCUUUAAGUUUCUCAAAAAUG